AGUUCUGGUUGCACCAAUGGCAAAUGUGGUGCUAAAAAUUUUGUGUGGCGUUUGUGAGAAGGGUUACCUGGUUUGUUUUUUUUUAAAUACUGUUAAUAAUUGCUUAUAGAUCUGCUUGAACCAGUUGGGCUAAAAUAUUUUGCUUGGGUCAGACUGAAGUUAUGGUAGGAAAUUUGUAAUAAAAGGCUGUAUCAGAGACAAUAAUGAGAGGGUAAAUGGCUUUAUGCCCAUUUUAAAAAACCAGAGAAACAACAACAAAAAAAAAAAAGCCAAAACAAAUUGUUUAAUUAAUUUUAAAUUUUCCCAUGUUCUGUUCUAGGAAACUGAGAUUUGCUUGGAAGGGGCAGGUUGUUCAGCUCUGCUUUAUGCUUUCUCCACAAGUAAAAUCAAAUUUGGAAGUUGAAAGACUUUGAAAAAAUAUUUGUAUACACUCAGUAGAAUCUUGUGAAUUAGGAGCUAAGAGAUGCUGUUUUAGCUGUGACCCUGGCCACUACCUGGACCACUCUUGGCACAUCCAUGUCCAUAGCAGGCUGAUGUGGUCCCAGCUGGAGGAAUCCUUCUACCUGACUCAGGAGGGCAGAUGGUGGGGACAGCAGGAGGAAUCCAGCUGGAUGAGAAAGAAGGGAUGACACCCAGACUGGUUGGGCAGGGAGAUGGGAGCCAACUGCCCAGGCAUCAUGACAUUUCUUAAUUCCCCAGUGUGUGACUUUGUAGUGUUAAUGUCCUCUCCUGGAGAGCAGCGUGGGUGUCAGUUUGCGUGUAAUUCUGUAAAUAACAAGGGUGAUAUUUUUACUUUGUUUACAGGAGAUACACGAGUUAAUUUUAGGACAGGUAAUCUCAGACCAUGUGAGCCCGGGUUGUUUGUUGUACCUCUUUUCUCUACAGUAAUUUCUUUUGGAAGUAAACAAGUCCCUGCACAAACAUUUGCAAUGCCACUUAGAUAUGCAGAGUAAGAUUUCAGGCUUUUUUUUCCUUUUCUUUUUUAUACUGUUGGAUUAGUUUGUUUACCUUGUUGGAGUACUGUCCUUUGAAUUUUAACGUAUUCUGAUUUUUAAAUAUUUGAACUGUAGGUUAGAAUUUAUCUCUUCAAAUAUGCUAAAAGCUCUUUAAAGCAUUUGUUAGGUAAUAUGCAUUUCACUAGGUCUUGUGGCUCUUGAUGAUCAAGUCGGCUAAAAAGGAGAGGAUUCACCAUUCUCUGAUGGAUUAUUAAGUAAAAGGGAUUGGGAUUCCUUCUCUGAAGGCUGGGAACUCAUAAGAGGACAUUAUCCAGGGGAGGAAAGGGAGGUAAAGCUGGUGCAGAAAUACAGAGGUUGUAUGUGUGCUUGAAUGCAAGUAUAGGAAGUGGAAGGCUGAAAAAGCCAGGGAGAUGGAUGGAUGUAGCAGGAAAGGGUAACAAUCACUUCCUCUGUCCUGAGAUGUCCUGGUCUGUAAACUGAGGCAGACAUCUCAGGCCAGUGUGGUGCUGACCUUGCCUUUCAGCUCUCCAGGUUCAUUGCAGUGGUAUUUGCAGGUCUGCUGCCCAGUAUAUCAUGACUUAUUUAAAGCCAGUGUUGGGUGGUUUCCUGUGCCUGAAUGUUCUGAAGGAACACAGAACCAGGGGAGGGCCAAAGAUGGCAGCAACAUUUUGUUUGGAAGUUGAGAUUGAUACAGUGAUGAAUAUAAUCAGAGAAUUAUUUGCUGUGAAUUGUUUAUAACAGAUUGGUGUUUACUUGCCAAGAGACUGGGCUUUAGGAAAUGUCAGAAGUGGUGCAGUAAUAAUGGUCUUGUGUGUUGUGUUUUGUUGGUCUGUUUGUUUGUUUUAAAGUGGAGUUUUAUCACUUAUUUUUGUACAUUUUUCUACUUUUUUAAAAACCUGUGCUUCCAUUUGGUAAAGAGGAGAAAAAACCCAGUUUUUCUAGGUGGUGCAGUUUCCUUGUGUAAGUUUCUUGCUGACAGGCAUCCAUGAACAAGCCUGGGGACAAAGCAGUGACACUGUUUGAGUUCAUGAACCAGACAGAAGAGAUCAAAGCCCAGGGGAUAGUUCAUAUUAAAAUCAGUGUAAUCUUAUGGUUUAUCUCCACAACAGGCAAAGCAAGAAGCUCUCUUUAAAUUUGUGCUUCUUUUGAUCUCAGAGGAACUAAAUAAAUUUCACCAAAUGUCUGUGUUGUGGUUCAUGUUCCACAGUUAAAUGCACCCAUCACGUCUCCUGGCUGGUGAGGGCCUCAACUGAAAAUUUUGCAGCUGUGGUUUAGGAAAACAAUAUGGGGCAAAGUUCAGGUUAUUCAUUACCAAAACAAUAGUAACAAUCCCAGGGAUGUAAGCUGCACUGCCUUGAAAAACAAAAGGCAUGGCCAUUACCUUGGUAAGGGACCUUGUAGCCAUCUCUGACUUGGCUCGGUCCUUGCUUCAUGGCCAUCUCUGUGAGCCUGGGGACAGCUGGAGGGAUGUUCCACUGAAGGCAACAGCAGGAUUAUCCCAGAGCUGUUAUGUGUUCCCAGGUGUCAUCCUGGCACUCUGGCAGUGGCUGUGGGCUGUGCCCAGCUGUCAGUGUGCCAUCCCAAAAAAAGGCAUCAGCCACUUUUAGCUCCUCAGGUGGCUCAGCCUGGGCUGCCACAACAGGCACAGCACUGAGCGAGGGCGAGGCUGCUCAGCAGAGCAGGGAGAGCCCGCUGUGACAGGGCUGUCCCCAGGCUGGGCAGCAGGGGAGCACCAGCACAGCACUGGCUGCAGAGCUGCUCCCAUGGAGCCAGAGUCACUUUGGUUUUCUGCAAGCUUUGAGGAAGCAGAAGUUCGGAGUCUCCUUAGCUAUCCCCCGGCUGAGCUGUGUCACGGGAGCGUGCUGGCCCCUGGCCUGCUCGGAGGGUUCCGGGAGGGCUGGCUGGGUGCAGCCGGGAGAGGGAGCACGGAGAGCGGGAGCCGCCGUGGGGAUGUGCCUUCUCCUCGCGUCCAGAGACCGACUGGAGUGCCUGUACCUGCUCACUGGGAGUCAAUAAACAGCACAGUCUGCUCCUGCCUGAGGAGGAGCUUUCUGAGAGGAAUAGGGAAGAACGUCCUGUGUGAGAAAGCUGCUACCUCUGUGGAUGCCUUCAGGAUGGUCACAGCUGCCAGGUAUUACCCCAAGCUGAUGAGCAUCGUUGGCAACGUGCUGCGUUUCCUGCCCGCCUUCGUGAAGAUGAAGCAGCUGAUCGAGGAGCGCUACGUGGGCAACGUCAUCAUCUGCGACGUGCGAGUCUACGGGGGCAGCCUGCUCAGCCACCAGUACAACUGGAUCUGUGACGAGCUCAUGGGAGGGGGUGGCCUGCACACCAUGGGCACCUACAUCAUCGACCUCCUGACUCACCUCACCAGCAGGAGAGCUGAGAAGGUCCACGGCUUGCUCAAGACUUUUGUGAAGCAGAACACGGCCAUCAGCGGGAUCCGCCACGUCACCAGCGACGACUUCUGCGUUUUCCAGAUGCUCAUGAGCGACGGCGUCUGUUGCACUGUGACUCUCAACUUCAACAUGCCUGGGUCAUUCAUCCACGAGGUCAUGAUUGUGGGCUCUGCCGGCCGCCUCAUAGCUCGUGGGACAGACUUGUACGGGCAGAAGAACACCGCGCUCCGGGAGGAACUGCUGUUUACAGACUCUCUGCCUGUCAACAAGGGCCUGUUGGAUAAGGGGUUCAAGGACAUCCCGCUGCUCUACCUGAAAGGAAUGGUGUACAUGGUGCAAGCCCUGAGGCAGUCUUUCCAGGACCAGGAAGACCGUCGGACAUGGGAUCAUAAACCUGUGUCCAUGGCAGCCUCUUUUGAGGAUGGCCUGUACAUGCAGAGUGUGGUAGAGGCCAUCAAGAAAUCCAGUAGGUCAGGUGAGUGGGAGACUGUGGAGGUGAUGACUGAGGAACCAGAUGCCAACCAAAACCUCUGUGAGGCACUUCAAAGAAAUAACUUAUGAACAUUCCUACCUUGGAAAAUACUACUUCUGGCUGUAAUGUAAAAAAAAAACCCAGUUUUUAAGAUAUGUAGAUUCUUAUUUAAUAGCCUGAGUUUCUUGGUUUUUUUAAACAUGUAAAAUAUGUUCUCAUAGGAACAGUUCUGGUUUAAAUUGUUUGAAGAGUUUUAAAUGUUUCUGUUUUUUGCAAACAUUUAAUUUUUGUCUUGGAGACUGGUAGGAAAACUUGAAUUGCCCUUUGCACUUGCAGUAGCUGAAGUGAAUUGUGGGAUCUCUGCCAUUGCAUGGCUUGGAAAUGGGACACAACCCCUGUUGCACAGGUUGCUGAUUUAACCAUGAAAGCACACAGAGCAAGAUCAGGGAGUAUCUGUUGUUCAGAUGCCUUUUUCCUCUCUCUUGGGAGACUGAUUUAUGUUUUAAUCCUCAGUUUGUAAAAUUUUAGAAAAAAGUUCAGUGAUGUAACAAGUCUCUGAACUUGGACAAAGCAGAAGGAAUGGAUUAAAGUUAGUAACAUAAGGAUCAGCCUUUUGGCUUCCUGUGUGUGGUAAAUGUCUUUCAAAUUCAUUCAAACUGAUGUUUUAUUUAAAUGAUACUAUAAUUCUCUGUUGUUGGUGUCUUGGCAGGAAAAUAUUCAGGAAGUCUGUGAUGCAUUGAGCUAUUCUUCCAUAUCUGUAGACAUUAUUCCUUCUAUUCAAGAGGCUGCCUGCAUCCAGCAGCUGUUUUUCCAUAAGCUCUGUGCUUAUGUCAGUUGUGUUUACUGCCUGGCAGCACCAGUGCCGUGCCUGUGGGGCCACGUUCUCAUUUCUGUGACUGUUACUAAAUAAAUGACAAAUGCCUCCCUGGGUCACAGGAUUGCCACAGUGUCGUGGCUAACAAAGUAGUACAGCAUGAACCUUUCAGGGACCUGAAAGUGGAAGGAAGGAGGUAUUUCCUACCUCUUGCAGCUCUCUUAAUGUGCUGGCUGGGUAACUGUCACACUACACACAUCCUGGUAGUUGAGAGAACAGGGACUGAACUGCCAUGGGUAAAUGUGCUCUUGAUCUCAAACACUGGCUAUUAAUCCUCUGGUCCAGCCCAUCUUCACGCCCUCCUGCAGCUGGUGCCCAGUGGAGAGAUUUGUUGGCAGAUGAUGGGGUGGAAGUUCAUUCCUUCUGAGAAAUGUUUCUCUCUGAGGCAGGUAUGUGGAAAGGAUAGUCUAAUUUUACUACAUUUGUUUUGUGUACUUGAAAGCUUUUUUUUAAAAUGUUAUUUCCCACUAAAUUGUAACCCUGUGUAUUUAUGUAUAUUAACAUGCACGCUGCUGUUCCAUAAGCUGGACCUUCCUGAAAAGUAUCAUGUUUUCUACAGAAAUAAAAAGUUGUGUUUGUUGAGGGAA
Molecule: messenger RNA, 5285 nt
Organism: Onychostruthus taczanowskii (white-rumped snowfinch)
Lineage: Eukaryota; Metazoa; Chordata; Aves; Passeriformes; Passeridae
Gene: GFOD2
Product: glucose-fructose oxidoreductase domain containing 2
Exons: 3
Coding region: 2720-3913 (397 amino acids)
Biological process (GO): extracellular matrix organization
Cellular component (GO): extracellular matrix
Molecular function (GO): nucleotide binding
Source: RefSeq, a predicted model, not a curated record